AAUAAUGCAAAAGUAGCUGUGCUGGGUGCUUCUGGAGGAAUUGGACAGCCCCUUUCUCUGCUCCUUAAGAACAGUCCUUUGGUGAGCCGUCUAACGCUCUAUGACAUUGCUCAUACCCCUGGUGUAGCAGCUGAUUUGAGCCACAUCGAGACCAGAGCCACUGUCAAAGGUUACUUGGGACCUGAGCAGCUGCCAGAUUGCUUGAAAGGCUGUGAUGUUGUUGUGAUUCCCGCAGGAGUCCCCAGAAAGCCGGGAAUGACUCGUGACGACCUUUUCAACACCAAUGCUACCAUCGUAGCUACUCUGGCUGCUGCCUGUGCUAAGCAUUGCCCAGAAGCCAUGAUCUGUAUUAUUGCAAACCCGGUCAAUUCUACCAUCCCAAUCACAUCUGAGGUUUUUAAGAAACAAGGCGUGUACAACCCCAACAGAAUCUUUGGUGUAACAACCCUGGAUAUUGUCAGAGCAAACACUUUUGUUGCAGAACUGAAGGGCCUGGAUCCAGCUCGGGUCAAUGUCCCCGUCAUUGGCGGCCACGCAGGGAAGACUAUCAUCCCCCUGAUCUCUCAGUGCACGCCUAAGGUGGAGUUUCCUGAGGAUCAGCUCAAAACCCUGACAGGAAGGAUCCAGGAGGCUGGCACAGAGGUUGUCAAAGCUAAAGCUGGAGCUGGUUCUGCUACCCUGUCAAUGGCCUAUGCCGGGGCCAGAUUUGUCUUCUCUGUUGUGGAUGCGAUGAAUGGGAAGGAGGGAGUCGUGGAAUGCUCCUUUGUCAGAUCAGAAGAAACAGAGUGCUCCUAUUUUUCCACACCCUUGCUGCUUGGGAAAAAAGGCAUUGAGAAGAACCUGGGCCUUGGCAAGCUGUCGCCUUUCGAAGAGAAGAUGGUUGCUGAGGCCAUUUCCGAGCUGAAAGCCUCCAUCAAGAAAGGGGAGGAUUUUGUCAAGAACAUGAAGUGAGGAAACGAUACUGUGAGAGGAGGAAGCCAUUUCCUUAACUUAUUAAAGCAUCAUGUCACUUGGAAGAUAUUUCAUACGCAGUGCAUCCUCUUGGAGGAGAUCGAUUGGAUUAAUGAAUUUUGUCGAUUGGUUUGUCGCCACAUCAAUAAAACUGUCACCGUUUUUUCCCCCUGUG
Molecule: messenger RNA, 1126 nt
Organism: Vombatus ursinus (common wombat)
Lineage: Eukaryota; Metazoa; Chordata; Mammalia; Diprotodontia; Vombatidae
Product: malate dehydrogenase, mitochondrial
Exons: 8
Biological process (GO): malate metabolic process; tricarboxylic acid cycle
Cellular component (GO): mitochondrion; cytoplasm
Molecular function (GO): L-malate dehydrogenase (NAD+) activity
Source: RefSeq, a predicted model, not a curated record